UUGAUUUAAUUUUAAAUUGGAAUAUUUGAUCAAUUCUCCCGCUUAUCGUCGUAGAAGGCUAUUUGCUAUUUCGGGAAGCAAAUGACGGAUGGUUGCUUUAAUGUUUAAUUAGUACCGAAAAGCUAGGAAGCGAUGGGAAUAUCAUCGCAAUAGGCAUAGAAGUAUUUGGACUGUGUACGACACCAGUUUGCACCGGUGAAGAUGAAGCUGUGGAAAAUCUGUUUCUACCUGCCAUGGGUAUUUUCGUGCUAUUGUGCCCAUAUAGACCCCACUGCGUACGAUAAGAGCUAUGAGGAGAUACUCAACCAGGAAGAAGAUGCAUUAGGCGUAGUAUUUUCGGAAGAGAGUCCGUACAGUGGCCAAUAUCCAAUGUCGGACGAUGAAGAAAGCUUUGUGUUUGAAGAUUGGUACGGCGCAACGGUGAGUCUUGAUGCAGACGUUGAAGUUGAUGAGAACAGUACCGAAAGUUUCGAAGCAAUAGGACGCCUCAGUGAAAUGCCUAUUUUGGAAGAGGAUUGGUAUAUGGAUGGAAUGGAGUCAAAGUUAAAGAUCGAAUAUACACCAUAUUCGGCCCUUCUAUACCAGGAGGAUGAAUUUGGACUGGAGUUCUUGUGUUCAGGAUAUUGGUUGAAAAAAGACACGCUGCUGAUCCGUAGUGACUGUUGGUCGAGCAAAGAUGGUCUGAACAUUGAAGAUACUGUUGCAGAAGUUUUCUUGAAAAAUGAUUUAAAUCUGAUGGUUUUACGCUUGCAUCCAAAUUUAAGUGAGUCUCAAGAACAACAGGAACUUCAUUUGGCAAAUAUUCGCGAUGAUUUCCCUGUGUCCAUUAACGAUUGUGCAUUGUAUGUUCUACGGGACGAUUAUGCACUGUUUGAGAUGUAUUCUUGGACCAUCCGGCCGUUACCUUUCAAACAAGCAAAGGCAUUGUGCCGCGAGAACCAUAUCUGUCUACGGACUCGUGCAUCAGCGGCGUACGGUUUGGAUUAUGCUCUAAUUUGUGACGAAUCGCUUGCCGGUAUGCUAACCACGGAUCGAACGAAAUACGAGCGAGUUUUCGGCAAAUUAACACUAAUGGACUUAUCGAUUGCAAAACCUUGGAUUGAUCAAUUUCUGAAUGAUGAGAUCAAUGGAGAAAAUGUAACCCAAGACCUUUCGCUUUCUUUAACUCCGAUGCCACCAGCUGAGAUGGUCGUCCUGGAAGGUGAAGUUAUUUGAGUUCUUGUCUGUUCAAGCAGAUACGCAGUUUGUUUGAGUCUGCACAUAAAUCAUGCAUCAAUUAGCACGUGAGUGAAUUUGUAACGAGACUGUAUUUGAAUUCUAACGAACUUAUUCCGUCCACCUGCCGUAAGAAUGUUAACGCAGUGUGAAUAAUAAUGUUAAAUUUGUGCACGAUCACUUCGCACUCGUUUGCCACAACGUCGGUGGGCUCAUCAUCAUCAUGGUAAUGUACGAACUGGCCAUCAAGCAAGGGGAAAUAAACUGUCACUUCAUAUUAUGCAGAGCAUGUAUGCGGACACCCC
Molecule: messenger RNA, 1520 nt
Organism: Anopheles funestus (African malaria mosquito)
Lineage: Eukaryota; Metazoa; Arthropoda; Insecta; Diptera; Culicidae
Exons: 3
Coding region: 202-1215 (337 amino acids)
Source: RefSeq, a predicted model, not a curated record